Messenger RNA from Phodopus roborovskii (desert hamster), 5515 nucleotides. It is a transcript of the gene Nhs, whose product is annotated as NHS actin remodeling regulator. The record is from RefSeq and is a predicted model, not a curated record. The transcript has 9 exons. NCBI's taxonomy places the organism in Eukaryota, Metazoa, Chordata, Mammalia, Rodentia, Cricetidae. Gene Ontology annotation, biological process: lens development in camera-type eye; cell differentiation. Bases 812 to 5428 code for a protein of 1538 amino acids.
UCUGGGCAUGGGUAACCCGCAGCCCCAGCAGUCGCACUAUCUCACAGGUACAAGAAAUCCGGAUCCGGGAUCCUCUGCAGCACCCAGCUCGUGGAAGCGCACAGGCCGGCUCCCGCGCGCCGCCGAGUUUCGGGCUGGGGGCUGAAACCUGCAGAUCACUGCGGCUGGCAGCAGGGGACAGAUUCUUCCCAGCCAGGUUCUCUCUAACCCAGCGGAGACCGGAGAUGUUCGCGGAGCCAGGAGGCUGUCUGCGGAGCAUUGGUGCAGCCUUGCCUGCUGCCCGGGAGGUUUGGCUGCCGCAGUCCUCCCCAUUCACUGGGCUGUAAAUCGAAGCUGUCUACGCGGGCCAGGCGCUCGAUCCCAGUGUGGCCCCGGGGCUUCGUCCCGCCCAGGUCUCUGGGCACCUGAUUUCCCAGUGGUCAAUUAGGUGGCUCAGCCUGCAGCAUUGAAGCAGUGGAGGGGCCAAUGCCCCUGCUUUGAUGGAGCGCGCCGUGCGCAGAGACCUCCCCAGUCGACUUCCUCAUCAGAAGGCAGCAUCCAUUCAUAAUUCUCUCCCUGCCUGUGGACCGAGUUAGACUGGAAUUGGGCAUGGAUUUCUGCGAUCUCUCUUCUUGCAUCUGAAGGAGAAACUAAGAUAAAAGAAAAAGAAAAAGAAAAAAGGAAGGGGGAAUGCGGUCGUAACGCACCAAGGUGCUGGAAAGACCCCCCUCCCGCCCCCGAGAGGCCUCUCCUUUGCGGGGGAGAGGGAGACGAGGCAGAUCCCCAGCCCAGCGCCCCAGCCAGCUGCUGUUUCGCUGCGGAGCCGGCACGCAUGCCUACCUCACCUGACGGCCGCAUUCCCGGGGAACCGGCACGGGGCCCGGCGGCGCGCCCAGGGCGCACGGCCGGUAGGAUUUCUGCACCUGGUGAAAGAUGCGCGGGCGGCUUGCCCAGGGCCGAGCCCGAGCCUGAGCGGACGCCGGGGGAGGCUAGCCUUGGCACGGCACCCCACCGCAACCCCCCGGGAUGCUCCAUGACUCGCAGCCCAGGCCAUGCUGCCGUCUCCAACUUGGACAUCGAGAGUAAGUUGAGUGUAUACUACCGUGCACCAUGGCACCAACAGCGAAACAUCUUCCUCCCAGCUACUAGGCCACCCUGUGUGGAGGAGCUGCAUCGCCAUGCCAGACAGAGUCUGCAAGCCCUGCGCAGAGAACACCGGAGCCGAAGUGAUCGGCGAGAGCAAAGAGCUGCUGCUCCCCUCUCCAUAGCUGCUCCACCACUGCCAGCUUACCCUCCAGCUCACAGCCAGAGGAGGCGUGAGGCCAAGGACCGCCACUUCCUAACGUUUAACAGCACCCGCUCGCCCUCCCCCACUGAAUGUUGCCACAUGGCCCCAUGGAGUAGAAAGUCUCACUCUGCAGAGGAUGAAGACACAGAUGUCAUGUUAGGGCAGAGGCCGAAAAACCCAAUACACAAUGUCCCCUCUACACUGGACAAGCAGACCAACUGGAGCAAAGCACUACCUCUCCCGACUCCCGAGGAGAAGAUGAAACAAGAUGCCCAAGUGAUUUCCUCUUGCAUUAUUCCCAUCAAUGUCACUGGAGUUGGUUUUGACAGAGAAGCUAGUAUACGCUGUUCUCUUGUUCACUCACAAUCGGUACUACAGAGGAGACGAAAAUUGAGGAGAAGGAAAACCAUCUCGGGGAUUCCCAGAAGAGUUCAACAAGAAAUAGAUUCUGAUGAAUCACCAGUGGCCAGGGAAAGGAAUGUGAUUGUGCACACAAACCCAGACCCCUCCAACACUGUCAAUAGGAGGUCCGGAACAAGGGACUCUGAAUGCCAAACUGAGGAUAUUCUGAUUGCUGCCCCAUCCAGAAGGAGAAUCAGAGCUCAAAGAGGUCAAAGCAUUGCAGCUUCUCUUUCUCAUUCUGCUGGCAACAUCUCUGCACUGGCAGACAAAGGCGAUACCAUGUUUACCCCUGUAGUGAGCAGCCGCACUAGAUCGCGGAGCCUUCCACGGGAGGGAAAUAGGGGUGGAGAUGCUGAGCCCAAAGUUGGUGCUAAACCCUCAGCAUAUGAAGAAAGGCAACCUUUUGUGGGUGACCAUGAAAGAACCCCUAAUGAUUGUAGUGAAGCUUCGAGCAUACCGAGUGCACAGGAACACCAGCCUGCUUUGGGCCUGGCCUGUUCUCAACAUCUUCACAGCCCCCAGCACAAGUUAAAUGAGAGAGGGCGGUCACGUCUGUCCCGAAUGGCAGCUGACUCUGGAAGCUGUGACAUCUCCUCCAACUCAGACACCUUUGGAAGCCCUAUCCAUUGCAUUUCCACAACUAGUGUCCUCCUUAGCAGCCACAUGGACCAGAAAGACGACCACCAGUCGUCCAGUGGUAAUUGGAGUGGGAGCAGCUCCACAUGUCCUUCACAGACCUCAGAGACAAUCCCUCCUGCAGCGUCUCCUCCCCUCACUGGCUCUUCACACUGUGACUCCGAAUUGUCACUGAACACUGCUCCUAAUGCAAAUGAAGACACCAAUGUCUUUGUGACAGAGCAGUACAAUGACCACUUGGAUAAAGUAAGAGGCCACCGGACAAACUCCUUCACCUCCACUGUUGCAGAUUUGCUGGAUGACCCCAACAACAGCAAUACAAGUGACAGUGAGUGGAAUUAUCUACACCACCAUCAUGACGCAUCCUGCCGCCAAGAUUUCAGUCCUGAGCGUCCAAAAGCAGAUAGCCUGGGCUGCCCAAGCUUCACAAGCAUGGGUACAUAUGACAGCUUUCUGGAAAAGUCUCCUUCAGACAAAGCAGAUACUAGCUCUCAUUUCUCAGUGGAUACAGAAGGAUACUAUACCUCGAUGCACUUUGACUGUGGUCUCAAAAGUAAUAAGAGCUAUGUCUGUCACUAUGCAGGCCUAGGCCCAGAGAAUGGUCAGGGUGUAGGAGUUCCUCCUGGUCUUCCAGACUGCACCUGGCAAGACUGCUUCGACCACAGGAGGCAGGGGAGACCAAGCAUCUCUUUCAGGAAACCAAAGGCAAAGCCAACUCCACCUAAACGUAGCUCAUCAUUGAAAAAGUCCGAAGAAAAUGCAGACAUUUCUGAGAAGAAAGAACCAAAGAUAAGCAGUGGUCAGCAUCUGCCUCACAGUUCCAGGGAAAUGAAGCUGCCUCUUGAUUUCUCCAACACGCCUUCUCGAGUGGAAAAUGCCAAUCUGCCUGCAAAGCAGGACUCUUCUUGGAUAAACCAGAGUGAACAUGCUAUUAAGGAACCUCAGUUGAAUGCUACCGACAUUUCACCAUUCAAAGAUGAAGGUGCUGAAUCAACUCACUAUGCAGACCUCUGGCUUCUAAAUGACUUGAAAACAAAUGAUCCUUACAGAUCCUUAUCUAAUUCAAGCACUGCUACGGGUACCACAGUUAUUGAAUGCAUCAAAUCUCCAGAGAGUUCUGAAUCCCAAACAUCCCAGUCAGAAUCAAGGGCAACCACCCCCUCUCUUCCUUCUGUUGACAAUGAAUUUAAACUGGCUUCACCAGAAAAGCUGGCUGGCUUAGCAUCUCCAUCAAGUGGCUACUCAAGCCAGUCAGAAACUCCAACUUCCUCUUUCCCUACGGCUUUCUUUUCAGGCCCAUUGUCUCCUGGAGGUAGCAAAAGAAAACCGAAGGUCCCAGAAAGGAAAUCUUCACUACAGCAACCAUCUUUAAAGGAUGGAGCCCUAACAUUGAGUAAAGAUUUGGAACUUCCAAUUAUACCUCCUACUCAUCUUGACCUAAGUGCUCUUCAUAACGUUUUGAAUAAACCAUUCCACCACCGUCACCCAUUGCAUGUUUUUACUCAUAAGCAAAACGCAGUAGGAGAUAUGCUGAGGUCAAAUCCUCCACCAUCUCUUGCAAUUACACCAACAGUCCUGAAAUCUGUAAACCUUAGAUCCAUCACUAAAUCUGAAGAAGUUAAGCAAAAGGAGGGCAAUCAUACAGAUCUCCCUUCCUUAGAAGAGAGUACUGUCACAGUGGCUUCUGUGGCUUCCUCAUCUCCAGAUAAAACAAGGUCUCACACAGCAAAGAAAUCAAUAUCACGCCAGUACUCUGCAGAAGACAGCUCCCUGUCCCUUUUAGAUUCUUCUGCAGUUGAAAUGGGGCCAGAGAAACAUUUGCGAAAGAACCCUACUUUUGAUGUGAAGAGUCACUGUGAUCCAGAAACUGUAACCUCAGCUAGUUGCAAUCUUUCAGAUUCAAAUGUGAUGAAAGACCAAAUACAGAUGGAAAGUGAGCUUAUUCCAGAGAACACAGCAAGUAAGAACUGUGGAUUUGCAACAGGAUUUCAGAGGGUGUCUGCUGCCCGCCCCAGUGAUUUGGGGGGUAAAAUGAUGCAGUAUGUAGCUAGUCCAGAUGGAGCCCCACAACAAGGGCAGAAGGCACCCUUUGGAGUUGGGGAAGAAGGUGUGAAACUGGAAUCUGUGGAGGGAAUCACACUUCAAGCCAACUCACCAACUAGAGUAACAGACAUAAGCAGUCAACAUAAGCAUCAGCGUCUUAUGAGCCGCCACCACGACAAAGUGCCUGUGACUAUCCACCAUGAGUCAGAGAUGUCAACUCUAAAAUCAUUCCCUGAUAAGUGUUCUGAGCAGGAAAAUAUUGCUUCAGGUAUCUCACCCAAAAGUGCCUCUGAUAACAGCAGAGCAGAGGAGACCCAAGGAAGUAUGGAUGAGACUUCAUUGAAAGAAUCAUCACCAAGUGAUGACUCCAUCACUUCACCACUCAGUGAAGACUCCCAAGCUGAAGCUGAGGGUGUAUUUGUGUCUCCAAAUAAACCUCGAACAACUGAGGAUUUAUUCGCUGUCAUUCACAGAUCCAAGAGGAAAGUACUUGGAAGAAAAGAUUCUGGAGACAUAUCUGUUAGAAGCAAAUCCAGAGUUUCCCUUGGCAGCAGUAGCAGCAGUGCCUGUUCUGUCCCUUCACCCAGCAGCAAUGUGACAGCUGGGACUAGCCAGAGGUCUCCUGGUCUCAUCUACCGUAAUGCCAAAAAGUCCAACACAUCCAACGAAGAGUUUAAGCUACUGCUUCUCAAGAAAGGUAGUCGCUCAGAUUCUAGUUACCGCAUGUCUGCCACCGAAAUCCUGAAGAGCCCCAUCCUGCCCAAGCCUCCUGGAGAGUUCAGUUCCGAGUCCCCACAAAGCCCUGAUGAUAACCACCAGGGCACACCUGGGGCUGAAGCACUGUCCCCUCUGUCACCGUGCUCUCCACGAGUCAGUGUAGAAGGGUUUUCCUCGAAAACCUUUGCCACCUCAGCAUCAGCACGGGUUGGACGUUCCAGGGCCCCACCUGUGGCCAGCAGCAGCCGCUACAGUGUCCGCUGUCGGCUGUACAAUACGCCGAUGCAGGCCAUCUCCGAGGGAGAGACUGAAAACUCCGAUGGGAGCCCUCAUGAUGACCGGUCCUCCCAGAGCUCCACAUAGUUUGCCUGAGCCCAACUGAUCUCAGAUGUCCAACCUCUUACUAAUGAAAGGGUUUUGUGACACCUUAGAAGAACUGGGAGAAGUGGC